UAGGAGGUUUAAUGACAGGGACUCCAACAGAGGGGGGGUUUUCUAUAUCACGUUGCCCUGACGUCAUUUAUUUUGCAGCAGGCCAAUCUGGCAUAUGCUCUGAGAAUGGUCAACAUGUGCUUCAGAAAGCACUAUUUUUAGAAUCUGUUUGGCUCCGCUGCAGUGUCUUUGUGUGUGUGUGUGUCUGCUGCUGUUCAGAUUGUGAAUGAAGUCAUUAAAUAAGCUGCGUUUUAAUGAGCUCAUCAAAUGCAUCACAUGUUCUCUCCACUGGGGUGUCAGAUCUGCACACCGAAGAGCUGUCUGCUCCAGACAGAAACCUGAGUGAGCCCCCAACAGAUAAUGACAAACCCAAAGCAUUUUUUUUUUUUUUUUGGCCAACAUUUUACACCUUUUCUCAAGAGAGCAGCCUCCCAGCUGUAACUCUCUGCUGCCCGGGAGAGAGGGAGAGAGGCUUCUAAAAAUAACCGGCAGGCUCUACAGGUUGGUGUGCUGGAUGCUGGGAGGCUCCAGGCUCCAGGCUGCAGGUUGGGGCGGGGCUGGAUGCUGGGAGGCUCUGUGAGCGCCACUGAUUCCUUUCCUCCUCCAUUGAUCAGUGUAGUGGGGAAGGCGGAUCCUCUGACGUCGACGUCAAGCUGCUCGGCUGCGUCAGAAUCCAGCUGAGCGAAGGAAGAAGGAAACAAGGAAUAAAAAGGAAAAGAGGUCCAGAAAGGCCGGGGAGAGCGGACGGGCCGUGGCACUGAGGUAGACCUGAGUCGUGCACUCCGCGGACAGACAAGACGGCCAGAGGGACGGACGGACAGAGAGACAUGGAGGGCUCCACGGAAGAAGACCACAAAGAGAAAUUAUUAUGGAACGUCAAGCGGGAGGUGAAGCAGAUUAUGGAGGAAGCAGUGACUAAGAAGUUUGUCCACGAAGACAGCAGCCACAUCAUUGCUCUGUGCACUGCCAUCGAGGCCUGCCUGAGCCACCUGCUGAAGAGACGGGCAGCUGGUUUUCUCCGCAGUGACAAGAUCGCCGCCCUCUUCACCAAAGUCGGCAAGGUCUAUGACACAGCCGCUGAUGUUUGCCGCAAAGUGCAAGAGCAGCUCCAGCAGCAAGCGGAUCUCACGAGGAGAACCCAGAGCAUGGGCCAUGAACCUCUGAGGAGACAGGGCUCCUCCACCACCAGCCGCCCCCCUCAGCCCCUUUCUGCCCAGGCCAUCAAACACAUCUGGGUCCGGACAGCUCUCUUCGAGAAAGUUCUGGACAAGAUAGUGCAGUAUAUUGUGGACAACUCUAGUAAAUACUAUGAGAGGGAAGCUCUGAUGCAUGACUCAGUCUUCGGCCCCAUCUUGGCAGCUCUACUGGUGGGUCCCUGUGCUCUGGAGUACACAAAACUGAAGACGUCGGAUCAUUUCUGGACAGACCCCUCAGCGAAUGAGCUCGUUCAGCGUCACCGGAUCCACGGGGCCCACCGGGGCCAAGAUACCUCAGCUGGCCGCCGGCCUGCUCUGGGGAUACGCAAGAGGCAAUCCAGUGGCAGCAUGUCAGAGGACAGGUUUGCUGCCUCAGCGAGGGAGUAUGUGGAGUCUCUCCACCAAAACUCUAGAACACACCUUCUCUACGGCAAAAACAACGUCCUGGUGCAACCGAAGAAGGACAUGGAGGUGUUGCGUGGCUACCUGUCGCUCCACCAGGCUGGGGAUAACCUCACCCUGAAGUGGACACCCAACCAGCUCAUCAAUGGCACGCUGGGCGACUGUGACCUAGAGAAGAGUAUCUACUGGGACUAUGCACUUACUGUCCCACUGCGCCAGAUAGUCUGUAUCCACUGUCACCAACGCCCUGACUGUGGUGGUACGCUGGUCCUGGUCAGUCAGGAUGGGAUCCAGCGGCCGCCCCUCCACUUCCCCCCUGGUGGACACCUCCUGGCCUUCCUCUCCUGUCUCGAAACAGGCCUUUUACCACGGGGUCAGCUGGAGCCGCCCCUCUGGUCUCAGAAAGGCAAGGGGAAAGUCUUCCCUAAACUUAGGAAGAGGAGCAGUGCUGCUCGGCUUAUCGACCAGGACAGGAACGGUGAGGAGCAGACAGCUGCUGACUAUGUGUUUCGCAUUGUCUACCCUGGAUACCGCUACGAUGCCACAGUCACUAUAAACUACCACCACACCACGGGCAGCCGCGCUCCGUCCCUGGACGAUGACGAGGAAGAGGAAGAUAGGCUCCAUGCUAUGAUCUCAAUGAUCUGCUCGCGGAACCUCACAGACCCUAAUGUCAUGAAAGAUCACGGGGAGAUGUUGGAGAUGCAGGGUUUUGGAGGCAGCCCGUCGUCGUGGCAACAAGCUGAAGUAACCGCUCACGAGUCGCUGUGCCAGUCUUGCUCCACGGCCGGUAGCAACGUGUCCUUCGACUACCCGGCAGGCUGUACCUGCGUCCAUGAGCCAUCAGACAUUCACACUGUUCCUCUGAAGAUGCUCUGCCAGAACAUGAAGAGGCAGAUAGUCUCCAGAGCCUUUUAUGGAUGGCUGGCCUACUGUCGACACCUGUCCACCGUGCGGACUCACCUGUCAGCUCUGGUCAACCACAACAUCGUCCCCCCCGACAGACCCUGUGAGGCAUCCGGGGGCCUCAGCAAAGAGGUGUGGAGCAAGUACCAGAAAGACUGCAAGAACUAUAAGGAGCUGGAGCUGCUGAGGUUGGUUUAUUAUGGUGGGGUGCAGCACGACAUCCGGAAGGAAGUUUGGCCUUUCCUGCUGGGACACUACAAGUUCGGCAUGGGCAAAAAGGACAUGAAUCAGAUUGAUGUGAAGAUCAGUGAGCGCUACCAGCAGGUGAUGCGGGAGUGGAAGGCCUGCGAGGUGAUCGUCAGGCAGAGGGAGAAGGAGAUGCAGUCAGCCAUCUUUGCCAAGCUGUCAUCAGGCAGCAGCAUCGACAGCCACGUGCUGCGACUCGUUCACAGAGACUCCACACUCAGCAACGAGGUGUUUAUGUCUGUGGAUGAGCCCGACGCGGGGAGCCAGGAGACCCCCAGUGGAGAGGACAGUACCCCCACCAUGACCACCCUGGUUCCCCCUGCAGCCCUCCCCCCAGAGGAGCGCCCUCUGGUGGAGUUUGACUCCCCCGACUCGGGUCUCCCCUCCUCCAGAAACUACUCAGUGACCUCUGCUCAUUCCCAGAUCCUGUCCAGCAUAGACGAUGGUCAGAGUACGGAGGAGGAAGGGGGGGUUGGGGAGGAGGGCAGCACUCCGGGUGUGCUUGGGGGGCGGCAGGACUCUCUGACUGAAGACAGGCUUUGCAGUCAGCUGGACAAACUGGUGACCAAUGGAGCAGCCGCAGAGGGAAUAUCACCUUCACUCUCCUCAUAUACGAUCGAGCUGUUGGACACGGUCGCCCUCAACUUGCACAGGAUAGACAAAGAUGUGCAGCGCUGUGACCGUAAUUAUUAUUACUUCACCACGGCCAACCUGGAGAAGCUACGCAACAUCAUGUGCAGCUACGUGUGGGAGCAUUUAGAGAUGGGCUACGUUCAAGGCAUGUGUGACCUGCUCGCUCCACUCAUGGUCAUACUGGAUGAUGAGUGUCUGGCGUACAGCUGUUUCACUCAGCUAAUGAAGAGGAUGAGUCAGAACUUCCCUAAUGGCGGAGCCAUGGACACACACUUUGCCAACAUGAGGUCACUGAUCCAGAUCCUGGACUCAGAGCUAUUCGAACUGAUGCAGCAGAACGGAGAUUACACUCACUUCUAUUUCUGUUACCGCUGGUUCCUGCUGGACUUCAAGAGAGAGCUUCUGUACGAGGAUGUGUUUGCAGUGUGGGAGGUGAUCUGGGUGGCUCCCAGGAUUUCAUCAAAGCACUUUGUGCUGUUUCUGGCCUUGGCUCUGGUCACAGUUUACAGAGAGAUCAUCAUCGACAACAACAUGGACUUCACUGACAUCAUCAAGUUCUUCAAUGAGAUGGCCGAGCGUCAUGACGUCCAACACAUCUUGAAGAUAGCUCGCGAGCUUGUGCACAAAGUCCAGUCUCUGAUGGACAACAAGUGACUGUAGAGGAAGUGGAGGAGGAGGAGGAGGUAGAUGAGGAGGAAGAGGAAGAGAAGAGCCCAACCAUACAGGACACUCAGCUCUUCUUCAUCCCUCAGAGAGUGUUUCCAGGCCUCCACCUAUCCAGAGCAGGUCCAGGGCGUCCAGGGCUCCUCCCUGCCCGAAUGAGGGCCCGGGAGUGCUGCAGGAGCUCUGCUGAGGCAGCCUGGCACUGGAGCUCAGCCUCAAUCUGUUUACAUUUACCUUCACAUGGAAUGCCCAUGGUGUCUGUUCAGACAUGUGGAUUUGUCUGCAUGCUUGUGAGUUUGAUCACACUGUGAACGCAUUCUUGAGUCCCCAGUCGUACAGAGCUUGUGUGCGUGCAUGAAAGCAGUCACACACACACAUACCUAUACACACACACCGCACACACACACACAGAAACAACAUUAGCUCUAUCAAUGCUCUAGAGUGUCAUCCUUUUCCUGACUCUGAGGCAGAACAUAACGGAUGCCCGUCAGGAGGGCUAAAGCGUUGUCAGUGUUUGACAGAUGUGUUCCUCCAUGCAGUGUUAGCGGAGGACGUCAGAGUGUGGGAGUGCAGGAUUUCCAUACAACACUGUCAGAGGAGCAGAAGACUUAGCCACGAAGAAGUUUUCAUUAGUGACCAAAUGGACUGUGCCAACUACCUUUUCAUGAGUGUUUUCUACAACAAGCAUGUGUGUUUGUACGCCCCCCCCCCCCUUUUUUUUUCUUUUUGUCCAAGAGUAUAUUGUCACACAAAUGUUGCCUUUAUCAGUAACAGCCCAAGGCACUUUGUUGCACUUUUUGCGAUGGUGUCCUCUGCGGUGCCUGUGAAGGCCUCACCGGAGUCGGUUGGGGCCGGAGGCGCCACAAGAGGCCGAACUGUUGAGAAACUGAAGAAGAGAGAGCGAAUUGCAGCCAACUUUCCUGAGCAUGUAAGUCAGUGUUAAAGCAUGUUUAAUCCUUGUUUCAAGUCAGAGGAAACGUGACAGCAGAGCACAACACAAAGACAAAAGCACACAGGCCAUUCUCGUUCCUGUAAUGUAAAACUUCUAUCUCUAUUUUGUAAUGCCAAGAUUUCAGUACAGGAUCAAAGCUGCCACAGAGGGCACUGCAUUUCUGCAAAGUGACGCCGUUUAAUGAGUGAAUAAUAAACAUUUUACACAUAUAAGGUUUUUAAGACUGUAAAUAUCUUAAAAUCUGAUUAGUUUUAUGCAAAAAUCAUUCUUAAAUCGUUCUUAAAUUUGAGGGAUGAAUUGUCAAACAACAUUUAGAUUUCACAACUUUUAAACGAAAAAAAGUAAAACGAACAAAUACCAACUGAUUUUUCCCCUCUUCUUAUUCUCUUCACAUUUUUUGUGCAGAGUUUAUUUUGUAGCUGCCCAAAAAUGUUUGGACUCCUGACCUCAGUAUUUCUAAAAGCCUGGCUGCUGCCAACUUUCAAGGACACUGGGCUGAAAAAUCCCAGUGACUGAUAGCACAUUGAAAGGAAAAAUAACUGGGUGUUACAGAUGUUAUAGAGGCUGGUUAGAAGAAGCAGACAUGACAUGCUGGGUGAAAGAAAUGAAACAUGAUCAAGAAAAAUCUUGAAAGAAAGUAACAGAUUGAUUCUAUUUGCCUUGUCUAAAGGUGAAUAUUUCUUUUUCAUGUAAGGCCGGUUUUAUUCUGUAUUUUUGUUAGUUAUGUCACAAAUCCCAGAUACCAAAUACAAAUACCAAACCACCCAUCCAACAGAUCUACUGAGUGCCAAAUAUAUUAAGACUGGGUCUCAAAUACUGAGUUUAGUUUUUCAGAGAGGCUCAGUAAUUGACACAAGCAGCUGGGCACUGUAGUUUUUAACAAACACAACAUGAAUAUCACAUGAAAGUGAAUAAUGCAUUUAUCCGGGACUAUUUUCAGAGGUGGAUGAAUACACAUUUGGUGCUAUACUUCGUAUUUGCCACAGCAGGACUAAUGUUUAAGGUUUUCCCCUGAAUGAAAAAGGAAUAUUCCAGGGAAUACCCUGUCUGCACAUUUCUUGUUAAGUAUGAAGCCAGAUUUAAAAUAACAGACGUAUAAAUAAUAAAAUGACGAUUAUUAUAAUCUUCUGACAUUAUUUCUUUGUUAGAUAAUGUGAUAAUGGUCGGGCUGAUCCAAUUCUCGAUUAUUGGUAUCAGUGGUUUUUGUGUCAAUAAAAACGCACUACUUUGGCUGACGACUCUGUGGUCUCAGCCAGUGUGCCGCCCGCAGUAUCAUCACACCAUCAACACUGAAUAAUCUGAGUUUUCAAAGUAACUACUGAUCAGAGUUCAAAUAAAUGUAAUGGAGUGGAAUAUAAAUUAGCCAAAAACAAAAAACACUUGUCUCAAAAUGUCACUUAAAUUAUGUUGGUGAGUAAACUGGACUGAUUAUUCUGAUAAUUGAUGAUUAUGACACGAAGAUUUUUAUUUAAACUUGAAAUUGUUUUCCGCAAACUACCACUAAUACUGUCAGUUUACAUUCUUUGUUGGUUUGGGUCUGCACAUGUGAUUGGUUGACAGUAAGAGAACUAUAGAAUAGCAGCACCUUGAAAUGGGGACUGGAGUGGAACAUGCUCACUGAUCUGAAGGCACCAUGAACACUGCUGAUCUUCAUACUGCGUUCAGCAGCGCUGUCAGGAAAAGUGGCUGCAAUUGUCCGUGUUGAACUUAAUUCUCCUCCUGCCUGAAGUCCAGCCCUUAAUAAAAAUGAAGACGUGCUUGGACUGGAUUGGUCCAACUAACAGAUGUGUGCUUCCAGGUUUUACAAAAUAAAAUACCUGAGAAGAAGCAGCUUUUAAUGCCAAACUUUCUCUAGUGUUCAAGUCAGUCAGUAUUAGGUUUGGCUAAACAGUGACAGCGUAUUCAUGUUUGUAUCUAAAGGGACAUUUUUGAUACCGUUUCCACUCCCCCUCAUCAGUGUGACCUCUUUGUCUCCGCCCUCUUCGCCUCCUUAAACGUCCGAACACGGCUGCAUAUGAUUGGUCAUCCAGCACGGACCUGCACCUGUGAUUCAAGUGCCAAGAGUCUUCCCCAAUCCUGAAGUGUACUGUAGUCAUCCGGCUCUCUGAUUCGCUAGUUUGAUCCCAGGAACGGGCAGUGGUGUGGAUGUACCUCGCUACGGCCGCUCCCCCUCCCCUACCCUGCUGCCAUGGUGAUGGAGGAGGGUCAGCGGGGGAAUCCAGGGCCCAGGCAGAGCUUUUUUCUUCCAAUCAGGACAUUGUGUACCAAAGCCUUGAAACAGCCCCCUCUGUGGCAUGACGACAAUGUGCAAUUUCAUACUGCAUCUUGAAGACUGACUGUUUACUUUGUGUGUAAAAUAUUUUUGAAAAUGGUGAUCUUGGAUUCUUUGACUACUGUGCAAUUUCUGUCGUUUGAGAAAUCCAUCAAAGUCUAUAUUGCUGUAAAUACAAACGGAAAGCCCAAUAUUUCUAUGAAGACAGUCCGAACAUAUAUAACUUAUUUUGAGAUCUAUUUUUUAUGUUGGUUUUAGCAGCACUAGUCGAAGGUGUAUACUGUGCAGAAAUGCAGAAUGUGUGCAGACUGUGUUACACGUUGACUGUUAAGUGUUCUUUCUCAAUGUUGUGCACUGACUUCAAGAUUUCAAAUUUCUAUUUAUUUAGAGAGCCAAUGAUUGCAUUGCUGAAUAUGUAUUGGUAAGGAUGUAUCAUUUGCCUUGAAUGUAAUGUAUUAAUAAAUAAGAGUUUGUUCAGUA
Acanthopagrus latus (yellowfin seabream) is the source of this 7729-nucleotide messenger RNA. RefSeq names its product small G protein signaling modulator 2 (gene sgsm2). Gene Ontology annotation, molecular function: GTPase activator activity. NCBI's taxonomy places the organism in Eukaryota, Metazoa, Chordata, Actinopteri, Spariformes, Sparidae. The record is from RefSeq and is a predicted model, not a curated record. The transcript has 24 exons. Bases 807 to 4016 code for a protein of 1069 amino acids.